GUGAAGCAGAACACUGUUGUUCAUUCCAGUAAGUAAUCACCCAGGGAGGAGGGCUGCAAGACACAAUGUGACAGGGACACGGUCUACCUUUAUACAGGGAAUUACACUGAGGAGCAAGAUGAAGUGUUGUGUGGGGAUAGUGAUCUUCCUGACAUGUUUUAGAGGAGGAUUUUGUGCAGAUCCAGUUUUAACACCUGAGACAGUGACAGAUUCAGGGGGAAAUUCAGCCAAUGCCAAUAGCACCAUUACUUGGGGUCCUUUACCCAGCUAUGAUUCAUACACAGCAGGGAGCAUUACAUAUGAUGCAUCUGGACUUACACCUCUUUACAAUUUUGCUAAGGCUUUUAUAAAUGGGGCAGUUUUUCCUUAUGGAAUUCCAUGGGAUUUGAUGGAGAAAGCAAUAAAUGGGACACUUAUAAAUGACGUAACUACAAACUAUAUGUCAUAUCUGAGGCAGUUUGCGGGCUAUGGAGCCUGUGUAGUGAUCGGAUUUCUCUUCAUCUUUAUUUUUCCUCUGAUUGGACUCUGUUUCUGCUGCUGUCGUUGUUGUUGUAAAACCUGUGGGGGUAAAAUGAUGCAGAAUCAAGAAGAUGCUAAGGCUGAUUGUAAAAGGAGGACGUAUGCUAUCAUCCUCUUCAUCCUUAUAGCGUUCACAAGUGCCGGUAUGAUUUGUGUUUACUUGUCCAAUGAUCAGAUGUCUACAGCCCUGAAUAAGUUUGAUGAUGUCGUUGUGUCUAAUGUGGAUGAUGUUACCACCUAUGUCUCUAACACAGUCAAGGAAACAAAGUAUGUAAUGAGAUCUAAUUUUAAUUUCACCUCAUCAGUGAUAUCCAGAGACCUUGACAAUAUAGGAUAUGUACUGGGUAUUCCAAUCCGAACAGCACUGAAAACAGAAGCCAAGCUGGACACGGCCAUAUCUUCUGCCAAUGCAUUGGUCACAAGAGUGACUCAAAUAGCAUCUGCCUUGACAACAUUAAACACGACCUUGGGAGAUGUGAAGGUGAAGGCCAAUAUCCUGAGCUCUAACCUUUCUACUCUGAAGACUGACAUAGAUGCUGCUAUAACAAAUUCAGGAUGUCCCCGAACAGGAUGCCCUGACACUACCAAUGUCGCCAUGGGCUUUGAUCCAAAUAAUUUCCCAGACAUCAGUGGCCCAAUGUCAUCUAUAUCAUCAGUGGAAAGUCAAAACUUGUCAGCAAUAAUCAUACAGGCCCAGUCAGAAAUUGACAACAUCCCAGAAAGAGUCACUAAUGAGACCAAGAACACAGUGUCUGAUAUAAAGGAUAUGGUGUCUAACUUUUCCAGUGAGGUAGACCCUCUGAUAGAGAAAGUUGAGAGCAUGCAGGACGCUAUCUCAACCAAUGGUACUCUAGCAGACAUUAAAAAACAGGUGACUGAUGGUGUCAACACAGCAUCUUCCUAUGACAAGUACAGGUGGUAUGGUGGGGUAGGCCUGACUUCUAUUGUGUUACUGAUAGUCCUGUUACAGCUCCUAGGCCUCUGUUUUGGAACAUUUAGCCAGAAUUCAGACAGACUACCUACAGAUAGAGGAUGUAUUGGCACUGCUGCUGGAAAUAUGCUCAUGGCGUCUGUUGGCUUUGUGUUUAUAUUUUCCUGGCUGUUGAUGCUGUUGACAACCCUGACAUUUAUCAUUGGGAGCCCGCUAGAACGAUUUGUCUGUCAACCUCUCACAGACUCCUCUCUGAAUGAUCUAGAAACGCUGGUGGACGACAAAAUCUACAAGUUUCAGUAUGGAACAUCUGAUGGAUAUUUCCUUGGUAAAGUUUUAUUUAACAAUGCCUCCAUUAACCUGACAAUCAAGGGCCUGUUGCAAGAUUGUCAAGCUGGUGGAGCAGCAUACACAGCACUUAAACUGAAUAAUUUGUUUGAUGUGACCACUCUAACUAACUUCACAAAUAAUCUAAAUAUAGAAUCAGAGGUGGACAAGAUUAACAUUGAUCUAAGCACUGUACAGAUCCUGACUCCCAGUCUUCUCAGUCAGCUGAACGAACUGAAGAAUUCCAUCAAUGUCAACUUCACAAAGUUCAGGGAGGAGUUGAGCAAAUCAGCUUCGUCCCAGAACUUAUCCACCCUCGCAGACGAGUUAGAGCAAUUUGCUGCAUCCUGCCCUUCUGCUACCUGUGAUGCAGCUAACAAACUAGAACUCCAGAGUUUGGCCACCAGAACCAGAUCUAUAGAGAGCAAUGAGUUGGCUAAUCUGACAGCCAGCCUGUCCCAGCUUCAGCUUGAUUUAAACUCCUUGGAAACAACAGUCAAUGGCACUGAGACAGAUGUUGAUAAUUGUAUCAACAACUUUAACGAGUCGGAAACAUUCAUACAGACCAAUGGAUCUGCUGUUGUUAAAAAUGAAGCCAAGAAUUUUGCCUCCAGGAUUCUCUCUGUGGUGACUUCAUUUGUAGAUGAUGCCCUAGAUGCACUGAAUAAUGACAUUGGAAAAUGCACACCAAUAUGGAACCUUUACAAUUCCUUGUUUGUGACAUCACUGUGUAAAUAUACCAUAGACACUCUGAAUGGUUUCUGGUUUGCCUUAGGAUGGUGCAUCUUUUUCUUUAUACCUAGCAUCAUCUUCUCUACAAAGCUGGCCAAACAUUACCGACGCAUGACCCACCUAGAUAGCAAUUAUGAGGAUGACUUUGAUAAAAAUGGACUACAGCUACCAGAAGUUAGCAGCCGUAGACCAGUAUGUAUAGGUGAUAGCUUGAAAAAGAAAAAGAAGUCUUUUGGGCACAAGCAGCACAAAAGAGUGCACCCAGAACCUAAGGGGGCAGGUUCUAAAUCAUAUUUUGGAUCAAACAAAGUUGGACACCAUGACCCGUCUUCAUCCUUGUCCAAUCCACCACCCUAUAACUCUGACUGGUGAACUGACAAUCAAAAUCUUACCGCAGUGAAUGUGUCCUCAACAUCAAAAGUUUUCUUCUAAUUGAUUGAGUUUUGUUUUUAUUUUUCCCAAUACCUGUUUUUGUUUUAUUAAUGUUUAUUUCAAACUUCAGUUCUUUGCUUGAUAGACUGUACCACUUCUAAUAAAAAAAUUGAAGGGUGAAUGUAGAAUUGAAGGUUAUCCAUCCUGUAAAGUGAAGGCAGAACUUGAUUUUAUCCCAGAUUAAAUCUCAUUAUAAAGUUUUUAGGCAUUGUUUGAUUAUAAAAAUGUUUUGUGUGUGUGUUUUGCUUUAAUUUAAUUGUUAAUUAUUCAUGCUCAGUUGGUGUUGACAGACUGUGAUAUUAACAUUAACUUUCUUCUUCUUAACUUUCUAGGCAGGCUAAAAAUGAAGAGACAAUGAAACUCAGCAUUUCAAAUAUGUUAUCUUUCUUAAACACCCUUUAUAUUAGCUUUCAUCCAAAUAGGUCACAUAAACAAUUAACUUUGUACUAUACAUCCACACAGUAAGCCGGCUAGGUAAUCACAGUUCUUAUCAUUGUAGGAUUUUCUUUUUAAUUUUAUUUUGAAGUGUGAGUGAUACAGGACAUCCGAGUUUAGUAAAGUAGGUCAACACUUUCAUAUUUUGAUUGGUUUUGAAUAACUUUUUAUUUACUUUGGUGUUAACAAGGAUAUUUUCUGAUCUUUUUAUCAGUUUGUGUAUGAUGUGUCUUGUUUGUUAGAUUUGACCUCCUGUCUUAUUUUUUUUAUUAAUUUCACGAUAUAUCCGUCCUGUCAUAAGCAUUCCAUACAAAUUAUAUUUUGUAUUCUCUGUACAAUUGAAUUAUUCUCUGUACAUUUUAAUUAUUUUCUGUACAAUUUAAUUUUUUUUAUGAUUGAUGUGAAAUUGUUAAUAUAAAAAUGAAUGAUUGUACCGCAUGUUACAUGACAGUGCUUUUAAAUUGUUGAGCCUCUAUCUCAGAUACUAAAACACAGGUACAGGGAGUACGCUUAUAAUGAAUUCAUGUCUACAGCAAAGUGAUUUACUUUCCCCGUAGUUAUUAUGAACUUGUUGGAUAUAACAAUAUACAUUUACAUGGGUGUAACAAAAUUCUUCCUCUUUGGCACUUUGCUAUAGACUUGUCUAACUGUAAACAUUUUGUUUAUCUACACAAUCUUUGGACCGUGUUAGCAGUGGACCUCUUUAGAUAGGUAUCACCUAAUAGCUAAGUUGAUGGAUACUGGUAUUAUUUGUUAUCAUUAUAACAAUAAUUGACAAGACCUAAGAGAAUGAUAACAUUUCUUUUCAUGUAGGACAUAUUUUUCUUUAUUGAAUUCCAGCAAGGUAUUUAACUCUCGUCUAGAACAAGAAUUGAUUGUAUUAGUAAGGCUCCAGUGCAGUUAUUUUGAAAAUCAUAUAUUAAGCAUAAUAAUGACAUGGUUUGUAACAUUAUGCAUAAUGUAAUUUUGUAUUUUUUUUUUAACAUUACUUAGAACAUUUUAAUAUUGAGUAAAUUUUUUUUUAAUAUUCCAAAUGCUCCUAUUUAAAUUUGAAUAGAUAAUUGUUCUUAAAUUGUAAAUUACUUCUUAA
Molecule: messenger RNA, 4466 nt
Organism: Saccostrea echinata
Lineage: Eukaryota; Metazoa; Mollusca; Bivalvia; Ostreida; Ostreidae
Product: prominin-1-like
Exons: 28
Coding region: 119-2881 (920 amino acids)
Cellular component (GO): membrane
Source: RefSeq, a predicted model, not a curated record